AUGGCGCAACUCGCGGAAGCGCACACUCUCCCCAGCGUCAAUGAUGGCCGUGACGACGUGGUGGGAAACGUUGAGCACAAAAGCCUAUUAUCCGCGACACACAAAGAUGCCUUUCCCGAGAAGGAAAGCAAGGCAGCCUCGAGUACCCUAUCCAGCCAGAAGUGCGACGGACGAGCGACUGUGUCUGUGCUGAAAUACAUUCAGCUCUGGUGGCUGGAAAUCUUCAGCUGCCUCGCCAGCGUGUUUGCGGUCAUUGCCAUUUUUGUUACCGCUAAUGCCUACGACAACAAGCCCAACCCUCACUGGCCUCAAGGUCUCUCUAUCAAUACGCUGAUAUCCAUAUACGUUGUGAUCCUCAAGGCUGCGCUCCUCACCAUCCUGACCACAGGUCUGAAUCACCUCAAAUGGAGCUGGUUCAGCAAAAUAAGACCUCUCAAUGACCUUGCCACCUAUGAUGGCGCCUCAAGAGGUCCACAUGGCGCGCUGUGGCUCUUAGUCACGGUACAUGGUCGGGAUGUUUUACCAACCAUAGCGGCCUUCGUCACCAUCGCAGCCGUCGUGCUUGAUCCCAUUGCACAGGAGCUUAUUCAGUACUACAGCUGCUCCAGAGCCCAACCAGCCGUUGGUCAAUCAACAACUUCUCUGAGCGCGAGCGUGCAAAGAACCGCUUCGUACUCCGAGGCAGUAGAGGACGAUAUUUCUUAUGGCCUGAAAAUGGCCAUCAACGCUGGCCUAUACAGUCAGGGCUCGACCGUCAAUUUUCAGUGUUCCUCAGGUUAUUGCACAUUCCCAGAAGAGUUCUACACGAUCGGCUAUACGCACAGUUGCGAAGACAUCACCACCGAACUACGUUGCACUUCAACCCAGCGGCAGCAGAACAUCUCUAUUCUGGCUACGGAUCCCCAGACUCAAUUGCCCUACGAUAGCUGGGAGAUGAUCAACGUCACCGACUUCCAGAUGGGCCUGCCUUCUGGCAUGAAGGCAAAGUACUCGUACAGCAACAGUGAGGCUUACUAUCAAGACCAAUGGGUCAUGGCAUACAACAGUGACGUCGCUGCCGUGGACCUCCUCAUGCUCAAUGUCGAAUACGUCGUCGAGCCCCCCAGCUGUAAUGAGAGCACGACGGGCAACUGGACGAGCAGAGGCUUCGGUGCCGCCAGAUGCACGCUCAAGCCGGCCGUCCUGGCCGUGAGCGCCUCUGUCCAGGACGGCAGACUGCACGAAACAGUCGCUUUGGCAACCGAUAGCUUCGGCGAGGUGCCCGCAACUGGGCCUGUCAGUUGCCCGGCGACUAGCACCAUCCACCUGCCUUGUCUGACACCGGCGCAGAUGGAGAAUCUAACCCAAGCCGGCUACGACGUCCCAGCCGGUGCUGAAUGGUUCCCAAUCCACGACUCCUGGAUCUGUGAACGCUAUCGUGUUUACACACCCGGUAAAACUACCAUUGUGCCCCAAAAGUGUAUGUACACGUACGGCUACUCGCUGGACAGCUUCUUCAGCACCUUCUUCACCCCCGGCUCUGUGAGCUGGCACACGGACGACACCGACACCAUGGUUCGCAAUACCUCGACCGUCUCCGAGGUGUUCUACAAUUCUGGCAGGGCGACCUUUCAUUCUGUCGACGGCAUCUUCGCCAACAUUUCGAAAAGCAUGACGACGUAUAUCCGCGGCCAUGGUGACGACGGUUACUCCACACUAGCGUCGGGCAACGUCGUCACCACCCUCACGUGUAUCCGGGUGCGCUGGGGUCUGAUUGCAUAUCCGGCUGCGUUGGCGGCUGUCACAAUUGCUUUCUUUGUAGCGUUGGCGGUUCAGGACCGAAUGCCCAGCAGGAACGUCCCGGGUCUGGAUCACGAUCUGAAAGGAAAUCCGCUGGCCUUGCUGUUUUAUGGAUUCGAUGACAGGACGGCGAGCAGAGUGGAGGCCCUCUCGGGCAGGGCUGGCACGAUCAAGCUUGUGAAGGAAGUUGAGAAUAUGCCCGUGAGCGUGAGAUUGACGGACCGGGGCUGGAGGUUCGUUAGUGAAGAGGACAAGGGCGUGGCGUGA
Molecule: messenger RNA, 2046 nt
Organism: Cladophialophora yegresii CBS 114405
Lineage: Eukaryota; Fungi; Ascomycota; Eurotiomycetes; Chaetothyriales; Herpotrichiellaceae
Exons: 1
Coding region: 1-2046 (681 amino acids)
Source: RefSeq, a predicted model, not a curated record